This is a messenger RNA of Laccaria bicolor S238N-H82, 1014 nucleotides long. RefSeq lists its product as uncharacterized. The record is from RefSeq and is a predicted model, not a curated record. Gene Ontology annotation, molecular function: nitronate monooxygenase activity. The transcript is spliced from 11 exons. Bases 1 to 1014 code for a protein of 337 amino acids. NCBI's taxonomy places the organism in Eukaryota, Fungi, Basidiomycota, Agaricomycetes, Agaricales, Hydnangiaceae.
AUGUUGACAACUCCCCUCACAAAGUUGCUCGGGAUUCGUAUACCCGCGGUACAAGGUGGAAUGCAAUGGGUCGGCGUCCCAAGACUUGUAGCAGCCGUAUCCGAAGCUGGUGGCCUCGGCGUACUCACCGCAUUGACCCAACCAUCUCCCGAAGCGCUGCGCGCUGCCAUUCGUGAAACCCGAACACUAACCUCAAAACCAUUUGGCGUGAACAUCACCCUCCUCCCCAGCAUCAAUCCCCCGGACUACGAAGGGUAUGCUAGGGCGGCGGUUGAGGAGGGUGUGAGGAUAUUUGAGACGGCUGGAAAUAAUCCGGGUGCUUUGAUUAAAUAUUUCAAGAGUAAUGGGUGUAUUGUGUUGCACAAGUGCACUGCUAUUAGACACGCCAAGAGCGCGGAGAGAUUGGGGGUUGAUGUUAUCAGCAUCGACGGGUUGGAAUGUGCUGGCCACCCGGGAGAGGAUGAUAUUGGUGGCUUGGUACUAAUGGCCCGUGCUGCCAAAGAACUCAAGGUUCCAUUCAUUGCGUCAGGAGGUAUCGCUGACGCUCGAGGAUUUGCUGCGGCUUUGGCAUUAGGCGCUGCUGGCGUCAAUAUGGGCACGCGUUUCAUGUGUACCGUUGAAAGUCCAAUCCACCAAAACAUCAAAGAAAAAAUUGUAGCAUCCACUGAGCGCGACACCGUGCACAUUUUCCGCACCCUACACAACACUGCCCGCGUCUUCAAGAACAAGGUAGCCAUGGAAGUUGUUGCUAUCGAGCGUCGGCCCGGAGGAGCCAAAUUUGAGGACGUCAAGGACCUGGUGUCUGGCGCUCGUGGAAGGAAGGUAUAUGAACUUGGUGACCCAGAUUAUGGGAUCUGGUCAGCUGGGAUAGCUGUGGGCUUGAUCGAUGAUAUACCAACAUGUAAGGAGCUGUUAGAGAGGCUUGAGAAACAGGUGGCAGAGAUCAUUGGCGGUUUGACGCGGGUUGUUGGCGCCUCGGGGAGUUGUCCUGUUUCUAAUAAGGCCAAGUUGUAG